ACUACAGACACGUGGACUUAUCUGCUGCACUAUGGCUCCCUAUAGCAACAGGAUGCACCACAUGGAGAAUAACAUUGGCAAAGAUAUGAGAAAGAUGAGAAAACCAGUGGUUGAAAAGAUGAGGAGAGAUCGGAUUAACAGCAGCAUCGAGCAGCUCAGGAUGUUACUGGAGAAAGAGUUUGAUAGUCAUCAUCUCCCAUCCAAACCAGAGAAAGCUGACAUUCUGGAGGUGGCAGUGAGCCUACUGAGACAGCAGCUUCAAAUCAUGGGCAAACCUGUGCCAACUUCCAAACAUAUUUUCCCAGCAUCCACAGCGGAACAUGUUGAGUUCUUCACUUCUAAGAAACACACAGUUGCAGAAGUGAACCUGCUGAUGAAAGCCCGCGAAAGCCAAAAGGCAGGAGAAAAUACAUGCUGGCCUAUGGCUCCUUCUCACCAGGCCCCCACUAAGCAGCCCUCCCUAGCUCAUAGUAAUGAAGACCUAUGGAGACCUUGGUAAAGAAAUAUGAGGAGGACAGAGCAAAUCUAAUAUAUAUAUACAGAAGAAACAAGUACACUGACUUUACUAAGACAAUAAUGAUGUUUCAUUCUAGCCUAAUGGCUUGGUUAAUAUGGUAUCUAACUGAACCAAAAAUUAUUGGUAUUACAGUGUGGGGUGGGGGUUCCUAUAGCAGAAGGAGCAAUUUCCCUUCUAAUGAAGCUGAUCUGUAACCAUCAUAAGGGAAAAUCCUUUAACAACAUGUAGAGGACUACACUGCUCCCCAGUUAAAUGGACACAAGUCUUAAGUAUAAAUUACUCUGUAGUAUAACUGUUACAAAUGAGGGCAACACUUUUCCUUUGCACUUUGUACUUCCUGCUCCAGGGCUGUAAUAAUAUAGGAAAAGAAACUACAGAAAGUGGAGAGUGCAUGGAGAACUGAUUCCUAUUUAAAUGUUAUCUCAUGCUAUCCCAUACAGGAGAAAUUGUUCUUAUAGCCUUAAUACUUCUGUUUUAGUUCCUCUGGUUUAUAAAAGACUGCUGUGUGUUGGGCUUGGACAUGUUUUACCUCACCUAGGGGUUCCUUGUGUCCCUGACUCCAUUCAACCAUAUUGUUUUGCCAAGUUGAGAGCAAGUCCUUUAGUAGGUUUGACUAGACUGUUUGGAAAUGUAAAUUAAUUGUUUUCCUUCUGUGAAGGACGAUACUCCUGAUUUCCUCACCUAUUCUUAUGUGCUCCCUCCCUGAGAUUCUAUCAAAGGGACCUUGCUGUUCUUUUCUGUGAAAAGGAAUUCAUUGUAUUUAUCUUUGCACUUUCAGAAUUAUAUUGUAUACAGUUCUAGAUACAUGUAAUAAAUUGUUUGUU
This is a messenger RNA of Xenopus tropicalis (tropical clawed frog), 1341 nucleotides long. RefSeq names its product hairy and enhancer of split 5, gene 9 (gene hes5.9). NCBI's taxonomy places the organism in Eukaryota, Metazoa, Chordata, Amphibia, Anura, Pipidae. Gene Ontology annotation, biological process: negative regulation of transcription by RNA polymerase II; animal organ development; system development. Gene Ontology annotation, molecular function: protein dimerization activity. The record is from RefSeq and is marked provisional. Gene Ontology annotation, cellular component: nucleus.